AUGCUGUCAACCCUUGUAUACAUCUCCUUGGCGGUUUUCGCGGUCCCUCAAGUUUCUGCCUUCCAGGUGUGGCGAAACUCCGAUCUCGACAAGCUAGCAACCCCGUUGUCGGUCGACUGCCAAAAUGCUCUCACCUACAACAUCGAAUGUGUCAGUGAGCUCAUGAGCGGGCGGGAUAUCAUGGACAGAGAAUUUCCGACGGGGGAUUCGGCAAAGGCUUACUGUGCUAAGGCCUGCUAUGACUCUCUCCUAACCUUCCAGAAGGGUAUCGACUCGCACUGCGGAAACAUACAAAUUCCUUCCAAGAACAAUAAUGAGACUCUGUUUCCCGUGAUGAUUGCUCGCGAAUUCAAAUGGAUUUACGAACUCACCUGCAUCCAAGACUCAUCGGGGUUAUGCAUGGAAGAUCUUAUGAAUGGCGAGCUCGAUGAAUGCUCGGACUGCGUACUACAGUAUAUGGUUGUGAUGGCUUCCCCGGAUAGUCACUGGCCAAUAUCGCCAGAGGACUUGUCAUUGUAUUUGCUGAUGUGCGGCGUACCAAUGCCGACUUAUCCCUAUUCCAAUGCCUUGGUACUAACUCCAAUUGUGACCUCUUCAACACCCAGUGGACUAGUAACACCGACUGCUACGUCUACUUGCCAAGGCCAUAUCUAUAUUUCCAAAGAGGGAGAUGACUGCAAGUCAAUCUCAAAAGCCCACUCCAUGAGCACAGAUCGGCUAAUCGAAGUCAACUUUCUGGAUUAUAUGUGCUCACCAAUUGAGCCAGGAACCGAACUAUGUAUCCAAGAUAUCUGCGACACCCACACGAUUGAACCGUCCGAAACGUGUCAGGGUAUUGUGCGGGAUCGGCCAUUUGGAUUGGUACAGCUCAUGGGCUGGAACCCGACCAUUCAUCAAAACUGUGACAACCUGGAUUACAUGGCCGGAAGAAGCAUCUGUAUAUCACCACCGGGAGAGGGCGAGUUCAACCUUCCGAAGAGCAGAACCUCUACCACCAGAGGGCUGACAACUUCCCUCAUCGACUCAUGGGUACCUGCAGAGACGAUUGCAAUGUCUGAUUUCCUCAAGGAGUGGUACCCAACUCCAGGUAAUCCAGGAGAGCAGCGCGUUCUACAAGAUCAAGCACGAUAA
Penicillium paradoxum is the source of this 1131-nucleotide messenger RNA. RefSeq names its product LysM peptidoglycan-binding domain-containing protein. The transcript has 4 exons. Lineage: Eukaryota; Fungi; Ascomycota; Eurotiomycetes; Eurotiales; Aspergillaceae. Bases 1 to 1131 code for a protein of 376 amino acids. The record is from RefSeq and is a predicted model, not a curated record.